Molecule: messenger RNA, 1255 nt
Organism: Candoia aspera
Lineage: Eukaryota; Metazoa; Chordata; Lepidosauria; Squamata; Candoiidae
Product: nicotinamide N-methyltransferase-like
Exons: 3
Coding region: 36-821 (261 amino acids)
Cellular component (GO): cytosol
Molecular function (GO): N-methyltransferase activity
Source: RefSeq, a predicted model, not a curated record
CUUUUGCUACCUGCAAACACAGAGACCACAGCGUGAUGGAAUUCACUGGAGGAGACACUUACCAGAAUGAAUUUGAUCCCAAAGCUUACCUGGAAUAUUUCCAUUUUGGGGAAGGUUCCGUAGAAGAUGAAUUCAUUGAGUUUAUUUUGAAAUGCUUUUGCAAAAUCUUUGCUUCAGGGGUCCCAAAAGGCGGCACCCUAAUCGAUAUUGGCUGUGGCCCCACCAUCUAUCAGUGCCUCCCAGCCUGUGGGUCCUUUGAGAACAUCAUUGCCACAGAUUAUCUGGAUCAGAACUGCCAGGAAAUUACAAAAUGGCUGAAGAAUGCACCCGAUGCUUUUGACUGGUCCCCGGUGGUGAAGUAUGUGUGCAAGCUGGAGGGAGACAGGGAGACGUGUGCAGAGAAGGAGGCAAAGCUACGAAGAAGCAUCAAGCAGGUUCUCAGAUGUGAUGUCCAUCAAAGCAACCCAGUGGCUCCCUUCUCUUUGGCCCAGGCUGACUGCCUUCUUUCCACAGAGUGCCUGGAGUCUGCGUGCAAAGACCAGGGGAGUUUCCAGGCUGCCUUGAAGAAUAUCAGCUCUCUGCUGAAACUCGGGGGAUACUUGGUACUUGGUGGGGUUUUAGGGUGCACUUUCUACAGGGUGGGCCCACGUAAGUUCUUCAGUUUCUGCUUUACUGAGGAAAUCCUGAAAGAUGGCCUUAGCGCAGCUGGGUUUGCCAUUGUAGAGUUCAACACGGAGCCCAGAAUUGCCAAAACCAAUAUGGAUGACUGUGAUUUCUCCGGAAAGUAUGUCAUUCUUGCCCGCAAGGAGAAGGAAGUAUAAACCCAGUGGAUUUAUUGUAUCCUUAAAGCCACAGCCUCACUGUGGAUCUGGGGGGUCCUCAUUUUAAGCCUGUCUCUGCCACGGCCUCGUCUCAGCCUGGGCUUCCUAACUCUCAAAUGAAGGCUAUAAUAGGCCAUGGCGCUGACGCGUCUUUCUGCUUGGGAGGGAGCUGCUGUGAGACCUUGUGCCAAGCUCUGUAUGUGGAAUCAGGAGAAUGGAAUGUGUUGGGGUUGUUUUCUCUGCUCAAGGACUUUUCCCGCAGACCAUCCAAGACCGUUCGGAGCAUCUGUGGUUGUGGACUUGAGAAGAUUCUACGGGGGGAGGGAUUUCGUUUUCACCGAGGGUUUUUAGUUUUGAAUUGCCCGCACUUUUACCAUUCUCAGCUUUCUUUGUGAUCCUGCAUGCUGUUCCUUAAUAAAUCCGAUAUCUUUGAA